Messenger RNA from Cinara cedri, 1085 nucleotides. The record is from the annotation of a GenBank genome assembly. NCBI's taxonomy places the organism in Eukaryota, Metazoa, Arthropoda, Insecta, Hemiptera, Aphididae.
AUGUCAAAUUCUACUACAAUGGGAUUGUUGAUAAUGUCAAAUCCAGUAUUCGAAUGUUACGCAUUUUACGGCUGUAUUCUCAUUUUAAAAACAAUUGCUAUGUCUUUUAUAACUGCGUUUCAGCGAAUGAAGAAAAAAGUAAGGCACAAUAUGCGUAGUUUAGUUCACUGACAGAUCCAGGAAGGGGAUUGAUAGAGUCGAUCACCCCCCCUCCUCGUUCACUCUCUAAUAUACUCUUAGCUGCAUUUUGCUCAUAGCUUAAUUCAUCAUUAAACUCUUAAUAAAUGCGUGUAUUAAAUUAAUUUUUAGAAUCUCCAACCCUCCCCUCCCCGGCUAUUUAGACUUAGAUCUGCCCCUAAUUUAGUUGUUAUAUUUUGUUGGUUCGUUAUAAUAAUGACUAACAUUUUAAAUUUAUCUAUAAUAAAUCAUGAUAAAAUAAGAUAAUUUGUACAAAGUGCUUCAAAUCUCUAUUUCUUUAUUCGAUGCAACAAAUUAAACUUACAGGUGUGCAUGAAUCCAGAAGACGUCGUACUAAGGCAGGGAGCUGAAGUUAAAUUUGACGAUCCUGAUAUCGAAAGAAUAAGACGGUAAAGUAAUAAUUUAAAUACGUUAAUACAAAAUGGCAUGCAAAUAAUAUACAAUAUUCAAAUCGUUUUGAUUAUUGUUGUUUUUAGUGCGCACUUGAACGAUUUGGAAAAUAUUCCUAUCUUUUUGAUAACUGGAUUACUUUUUGUGACUAGUAACCCUCCAGAAAUGUUGGCAAACAAUUUGUUCAGAAUAUAUACUUUGGUAAGAAUAAUGCAUACGAUUUCGUAUGCCAUACUUGUAUUACCCCAACCUACAAGAGCAAUUUGCUUUUUAUCGGGAGUUUUCAUAAAUAUAAUAAUGAUAGUUUGCGUUAUAUUGAAUAUGCGUCAUUUGUAAAUUAUAUUUAUGCUAUCAAAUUUGUUUCUUUUGUAAUUCCGUUUUUUUAAUAUUUAUAUUAGACAUUAGUUGGUUCUAAUAACUACGAGAAUUACGAGAUAUUAUGCAUUCUUUUUGUUUAUGUUUUAUUAGAUAUUGAAAAUGUGGUCAGGUCAUUAUAG